Molecule: messenger RNA, 2208 nt
Organism: Phytophthora nicotianae INRA-310
Lineage: Eukaryota; Oomycota; Peronosporomycetes; Peronosporales; Peronosporaceae
Exons: 2
Coding region: 1-2208 (735 amino acids)
Biological process (GO): retrograde transport, endosome to Golgi
Molecular function (GO): phosphatidylinositol binding
Source: RefSeq, a predicted model, not a curated record
AUGCCGAACGGAUUCGCGACGGGAACGCCUGUGGAGGUGGACGAGCACGCUACCGACCUGUGGCUUGAGUUCGCGGACAACUGCGUCGAGUGCGAGCUGUGCAACGAGCCAUACGACGACGACGACGGCGACGAAGGCCACAUCCCGCGGCUCUUGACCUGCGGCCACACCUACUGCCAGAGCUGCUUAGACGGCUGGGCGACCCACACAGGCUCUCAGACCGGAGAACUGGAGUGCCCUACCUGUCGUAGAGUGACGCGGUUUGAAGGGUCUGCGGGUGCACGUGCCCUACCCAAGAACUACGAGCUGGUGCGUGCCCGUCAGGAGAUGGAGGCUCAGACUCAGAACCAACUGCGCAAGCUUAAGGAGAUGUGGACGAACCAAGUGAAGGAGAAGGAGCAACUAGCGAGAGAAGCCGAGGAACACGCCCGCACAGCGCAAAGAGAGAGUGUACAAGCGUCACAGAAGGCCAUGUUCCUGGCCAAACAGGUAGAGAUCAACGAGCAGGAGAAGAGACGUGCCCAGGAAUUGGCUGAGGAGGCCAGACACCGCGCUUUGGUGGCGUCUCAACAGGCCGAAGCGCUUCAAGCUGAGACGGAGAAUCUUAAGCGUCAAUUGCAGGAUGAUGCGGCACAGCUCGCGCGCGUGCAGCAUGAUGCUUCGAGUGCUGCGGCAGUGGCUAAAGAGCUUCACUCCAAGGCGGAGCAGCUCCAGCAGCAGGUGGACUGUGUUCGUGCUCAGUUGUCCCUACAUGCUGGACGACACGACCCCAGUAAGCUGGUAGUGCUGGUGUGUGAACCUACGACGGUAGGCUCGUGGUUGCUGCCCUACACGAGAUACGCCGUGAUCAGUAUUGCCAGUGACACGACGAAAGGUGCACAGGCGAUCGACCCGUACCAGGCUGCCAAGACGUGGACGCGCUUGCGUCAAGUGGAAGAACCAAGCUCGUCGGUGAAGGUGUACCGCCGAUACAGCGACUUUGUGUGGCUGCAGCGUGAAUUACAGCGUCAAUUCCCGUUUGAGUUGGUGCCCUGUGUCCCUGGCAAGCAGCUCUUCUUUAACAAGGAGAAGGAGUUUGUGGGAGAACGUAUGCGUCUGUUGCAAGCGUUCCUGCGUGGAGUGUUACGCCAGCCGCUGCUUGCAGUGACGGAAGAGGUGCGUGCGUUCUUGCUGUCUACCACGGAAGAGCUUGAGAGUCUUCGACGCGCCACGUCGAGUUAUUAUAGCAGCGUGGAGGACGAUGAAAUGCGUUCAGUGGAUGAAGACUCGCCUAACGAUGAAGUGGAGUCUCGGAACUCGUCUCCUCCUGUUUCUGCGUCGAAAGACUCCACGUUGAGCAAACGAAGCAGCAGCUGGAGUGCGUGGGGUGCCGUGUCGGCCAUUACAUCGAGUGCUGCGAAGCUGGUCACCACAACCGGCACAGCGCUAACUGGAAUUGGCUCUAAGACUGGAACUGCAGGCCUUCCAGAGGACCCUGACGUGGAAUUGUCGAGUAGUUUCUUUGAGACAGAAGGAAAGGAUGCAGCGACUCGGGAGUGUAUCGAGCGCCGACGCAAAUACAUCGACGUGGCGAGAUCGUACCAGUCGACAGCGCAGAAAGGAGGUCAAUUGUCUCGCGCUGCACGUCUGCAGUCUCAUCAUCUGCAUCGCAUGUGUGAAUUGCUCCACGAUAUGAACAAACUGGACCAAGACCACGUAAGGCGUCGUCGUCAGAGACUUGCAGCUUCGGAGGAUAUAAAGUCACUUCAAGACGAUGAAGACGACGACAUGGAGACGCGCGCCUUUGACGAACGAGCGUCUGAUGUGUUUAGUGCUAUCUCGCUGAAUACCAAGAACGAUGCAGACUGUAUGGAAUACGCACUACUGGAGGUCGUGAGGAUGCAGACACUGGAGCUAGGAGGCGUCGAGGAUGCCUUUAAGCGUGUGCGUCGUCGCGAGGAGGCGCUGCAGGCGCAGCAAGAGUUGAAUUCAUCUGCCAAUGGCUCGAUGGGUGACGGUGCUGCACUCUCUGCGUUGGCUCUGAAACGCGAGGAGUUGGCUACGCACAGGCGUGAGUUGAAUGAUAAAGUGGCAGCGUUGGAUCCAGGUCGCUCGCAGUUCGUGCUGCAAGUUCUUCGCAAGAACACGAGUGAGAUGCACAAGCUGGCGAAAACAAAGCGUAAACUCUUCCAGGCCUCGCAGCAGCAACUUCUCGGCGUGCAGCGCUAG